Panicum hallii is the source of this 1443-nucleotide messenger RNA. RefSeq names its product gibberellin 2-beta-dioxygenase 8-like. The record is from RefSeq and is a predicted model, not a curated record. Bases 261 to 1313 code for a protein of 350 amino acids. The transcript has 2 exons. NCBI's taxonomy places the organism in Eukaryota, Viridiplantae, Streptophyta, Magnoliopsida, Poales, Poaceae. Gene Ontology annotation, molecular function: dioxygenase activity.
UAUAUGUUUGUUCGUUAGUGUGCUCAUAUGUAGAACAGCCAGCAGAGCUCCACCUUGCAUUGGAUCACCUGCCCAGGCCAGUUCAUCUCUCUGCUAUCGCCACACCAGCUAGCUAGCUAGCUAGUAGCUACCUAACCUAUGUGUAGCUUGUGAUCGAUCGAUCAGUGCAGACAACACUCCAAGCCGCUUAUUAGCAGCCACCCUACCUAGCUAAUAAUUCAAUUCCCAACCAGGCCUCUGCCAUCUCGUCGACGGCGGCAAUGAUGAAUGACGACGACGACUCCAACCCGCCGUUGAUGGCCACGUACAAGCAUCUCUUGGACAGCCACCCGCGCCGACUGGAUGCCGAUGACCGGACGACGACGACGGACGACGAUCACAGCCGCAGGUGCGUCCUCCCGGUGAUCGACCUGCAGCACGGCGAGGACCAGUGCCUCGAGGCCAUCGUGCGCGCGGCGUCGGAGUGGGGAUUCUUCCAGGUGACCAACCACGGCGUGCCGCAGGCGCUGCUGGACGAGCUGCAUGAGGCGCAGGUGGCCGUGUUCCGGCGGCCCUUCCAGCGCAAGGUGCGCGAGCCGCUGCUGGACUUCUCGCCGGAGAGCUACCGCUGGGGCACGCCGGCGGCGAUGCGCCUGGAGCAGCUGUCGUGGUCGGAGGCCUACCACCUCCCCAUGACCACGUGCACGCCGCCGGCCACCUCCUCCGGUGACAAGACCAGGCUAGUGAUCGAGGAGGUGUCCACGGCGAUGUCGGAGCUGGCGCAGCAGCUUGCGGGGAUCCUCGUCGCGGACCUGCGCGGCGACGAGGAGGACGUGGUGUCGAGGUGCACGCGGAGCACGUGCUUCCUGCGGCUGAACCGGUACCCGCCGUGCGGCGCGGCGAGCGGCGCCUUCGGGCUGUGCCCGCACACGGACAGCGACUUCCUGACCAUCCUGCACCAGGACGGCGUGGGCGGCCUGCAGCUGCGCAAGGGCGGGCGGUGGCUCGCCGUGGAACCCAACCCCGGCGCGCUGAUCGUGAACGUGGGCGACCUCCUGCAGGCGUGGAGCAACGACCGCUACCGGAGCGUGGAGCACCGGGUCAUGGCGAGCGCGGCGAGCGAGAGGUUCUCCGUUGCAUUCUUCCUCUGCCCCGCCUACGACACGCUCAUCCGCCCGCGCAGCAGCACUGCCGGCGGCGGCGAUCGGCCACCUCGCUACAAGAGCUUCACCUUCGGCGAGUACCGGAACCAGAUCAGGGAGGACGUCAGGCUCACGGGCCGAAAGCUCGGCCUGCGACGCUUCCGGAUCCAAGGCGGCGGCGGCCCACUGUGACAUCACAUCCUGCAAAAGAGCCCAAAAGCUCUUUAUCUUUAUACAGAUGGAGUAGACCUGACCUGACAUGACAUGACAUAAGUACGGCCCAGCAGCCUAACUGGGCCUCCACAAAAAUAUACUGGUAGAU